Messenger RNA from Malassezia restricta, 777 nucleotides. RefSeq lists its product as uncharacterized. Bases 1 to 777 code for a protein of 258 amino acids. The record is from RefSeq and is a predicted model, not a curated record. NCBI's taxonomy places the organism in Eukaryota, Fungi, Basidiomycota, Malasseziomycetes, Malasseziales, Malasseziaceae. The transcript has a single exon.
AUGCCUCCGCCGCGAGCUCGAGCCAUUCAACGUGCUCUGGGGGUGCCGCUGACCGCAGCCGCACGCCUAGCUGUCGAUCUCGUGCUUGUGAUGACGCAGAGCCGCACAGCCGUACUGAUCGACACCUGUGCCCUGUCGAUCGCUCGUGUCCAGGCGUUGGCAGAAGUGUGCCGUGGAGAGGACAUCCUCCUUGUCGUACUGGCACAGCAAGUAUUCGUGGUGCACCGUCGCGCCUUUGGCGCAAAAUGGGAACGUGAUGAUACGUGUGUGUAUGUCGACCCGCGCCAUCCGCAACAAAAAGCUGCGCGUUCCCCUGGCACGCAUGCCAUCCUCGCAUGUAUCUAUGACGCAUGUACACAAGAUACCCGCUCAUGCAUGAUCGUGGGCAGAGACGUGCGUGCGCACAGCAUUGCUGCGUGUGGCUGGCUUCUGGAUUAUCCUGUGGUAUAUACAUGUGCUACGGGCGCCACCGACGUCCGCUGCGUCCCCCUCACCGAAGCGCACUGGACGGAUGGCUGGGACACAGAGGCGCUCACGGUGACCGAUUUGUCGCUGCUGCUAGUCGAAGUGCAAUUGCACAGCACUAGCCUGCCCCAGCCUCAUCCCGUACUAGCCUACACAGUGCCUACCCAAAUGCCAGAUGCACACGCGAUCGUCGCAGCGGCCAACCAUCGCAUGCUGGCACAUGGGGCCGCACGACGCUGGCUCGAAGGGCUCGGACUCGUCGAAUUCCGCAUCCACAGCUCGCACGUUCACAUGGACCGUAUUGCCCUGUAG